AGCAUUGUGGUAAUAAAAUGCAUGUAGGUCGAGUUCCACUGUUAGAUGUACAACCUGAAAUCAAGAAGGCAGUCUUCAAGGCAACGGCAGAGUGCUCACGCGUUGUAGUUUCCUGAUCCACAAAGGCGUGUUUUUUAUGACGCUGAUCUAUUUCUGGGCUUUGGCAAUUCGCUUCCUGAAAACAAAGCUUUUGAAAAGAGGGCAGCGCAACAGUCCUCAUCGUUUACAGAUUGGGAAACUUGUGCAUACAUAUUUCUUUUGGAGUUCAGAAGGGCUAACGGCAAUUACAACCACUGCAAAGAAAAGCCCAGGUAAAGAAAAAGCCAGGUGGGUUAUUCUUCAGUAUUUCAGUCAGAGAAAAAAAAUCUGAAAAAACAGGCAGUAACGCUCACUUGAGCCGUUGGCACGUGAUGUUGUCUGGCAGAGGAGAGUGAUGAACGAGCACCUGCUGAAAAUACUGAUUGUUGGCGAUGGAAAUGUUGGGAAAUCCUCCUUUGUGCAUCGUUACGUCAACGGACAAUUCAACCAGGCCUACAAGAUGACAAUGGGAGUGGAUUAUUCUGUGAAGCUGCUGCUGUGGUCAGAUAAAGAUAAAGUCACACUCCAAAUAUGGGACAUCGCAGGACAGGAACGUUUCAUAUCCAUGAACAGGAUCUAUUAUAAAGGCGCACUGGGCUGCGUUGUGAUGUUUGACGUCACCAACUCGGCCAGCUUCCUCAGCUGUCGCCAUUGGAAACAGGACCUUGACAACAAAGCCACGCUGCCCGACGGAAACUCCAUCCCGUGCAUCCUCCUGGCCAACAAGUGCGAUCUAGCACAGCGCGUCGUUUCCGGAGACAGCAUCGACCGGUUCAGUAAGGCCAACGGGUUUGUUAGUUGGAUGGAGGUUUCGGUCAAAGAGAACAAGAACGUUGGGGAGGCUAUGAGGGUGUUAGUGCAGGAGAUUUUGACGGUUCAGUCAAGUCUGGAUCCUCUCCAACCUGGACCUCAAGGGAACAUUUACCCUCAACUGGACCCAGAGUGCAACAGAGGAACGGGCUGCUGCUGAAUCACAGCAAGAAGCACACAGUCAGGACCUGCUCAUCACUUUAGAUCACAUCCGGUUGUUUGAGGCGCCAAUGAGCACAGCCUUUACUGUGGACAGAAGAAGCACAUGGGUGUUGAUGUUUGGGGGGUGCAGAUUGGUGAUGCUGCUAAGUCGGUACUUGGUGUUCACGUGUGGGUCUGCGCUGAUCUAAGAUGGCUCAAAAAGAACCGUAUAAACACUUCAAUCUGGGAAAUGAUUUCCAAAUGUAGUGUGAUUUUUAUUUGUUUUGAGUUAAUUCUGUUAAGUAUUACUAUCAAAAACCCCAGUGAUCGUCACUCUGACGGGAAUAGGAUGGGAAGGAGAGGGAGGAAUGAAUAAACAGAAGGAGCAGA
Gasterosteus aculeatus aculeatus (three-spined stickleback) is the source of this 1419-nucleotide messenger RNA. NCBI's taxonomy places the organism in Eukaryota, Metazoa, Chordata, Actinopteri, Perciformes, Gasterosteidae. The record is from RefSeq and is a predicted model, not a curated record.